AUGAAUAUGACUGGGCUUAACAAGAAGCAUCAAAAAACUCUUGAAAAACUAGACAAGCAACCUUUUAAAGCAAGCUUCAAGUCUCUCAAUCAAAAAAAUUAUAAGAGGUUGAUUUGUUCUCCAAGCAAAGAAAAGGCCCGCAAACGCAGUGCAAUGCCUUGCACCAAGAUAUUUCAACAAAAAGCUAUACGUUAUUUGAAAAGUAAGGCCCGCAAAAUUCAAUUUGAAAAAGAUAAUCAAACAAACCUUGAGUUAUUAUCUUUUUGUUCACUUUAUUCUUCACACAACCCUCAAGAACCAACCGAUUCUUGCAAGGUUGGACGACAGUUUAUGUAUCAAGGUCCCAGCGUGAACAUUUAUAAAGAUCUCUCUGAGGAAAAUUUUUAUCUCUUCCCAGAGCGUAAGUACAACCUAGUAUUUGUGAUUUUGCUUGAAUAUCACGCAUCCUCGUCGGUCGUGAGGUCACCCCGCCGAGUAACGCUCAAUAACUUUUUGAAAAACCCUGAAACUGCUUGUGAUCACCAGCAUGUAAGCCGCAUCACGGUUCUUGCAGAUGCAGGACACUGGUUUUAUGCAUCACCAAUACUUCUUGAUUCAACUGUUUUGACAAUGCACUACCCAAGGCUUUGCGGCAUUUGGUUUGUACCAGAAGUGCACUCGGAGCAUUUGCUUGCGUUUACAAGAAGCCAGUUUUACGAUUCUCUUGGAAUGCGCGCCAUGAUCAACCUUGUUGAAAUUUCAGGUCUGACAGUGCGGCUGAACCCUGGUGACUGUCUGGAACUUGCGGUGUUUAUGCAGUCUUCAAGUUUUAUUAAGGAACUAAAAAUUGUGGGUGUAUUUGAAGAAGAGGAGGAAGAUGUUGCAAAACAAAUGCUACUGAAAAAAAUCCAGCCCCGCUUGCAGCAGCGCCUGAAUCCUACCAGCAAUUUCCACAAAAUGGAUUGUUUAUGGAUGAUGGGUGUUGAGCGUCUUACUAUUGAUGUGGAUGGGAAUGAUGGUUAUGACACCACAAUGCUCAGUUCAAUUACCCGCAGGUUCCCCAAUUUAAAAGAGUUGAAUGUUACGUUGGCUAUUUGUGGUUUUAAGAAAUUGGGGUAUACAGAAGGAUUUGUGAGAGCAGAGGCUCUGCAAAAUUUGAAGGAACUUCCCUUGACAAUCACUCGGUGCGCAGUCAGUUUGUGCGGGGCUAAUGAGAAUGAAGAACAGGAGGAUGAGGGAAUGAGGAAAAGCAAUUGGAAAAGGGCAAAAAAAAAUAAGAGAGGAGAGAAUCACAGCCAUUUAUUGGAUGCUCUUAAGGGCAGCUUAAAUAAGCCACAAUCUGUUGUUUCCCAGGCUGUCACUGAACUAAUUAUCCCCAAGGAUAGCGGAUGUAACGAAAUAUUGGCAUAUUUUGCAAUUAAUGGGUGUGGUGGAUUAGAAAUGUUUGAAUUCCCCCGUCUUUCAUUGCUUACUGUGAGUUUGGGUGCUUUGGGUGCCUGUGUUACUAGUCUCCGAAAGUCUGGGACCAAAACUCUUUGCUGGCCCAAUGUUUCUACACUUACUUUAUUUAUUGACCAAGCUUCUGAUGUUCUUUUUUGUGAAGGCCUUGAAGUUUUGGAUUUGAAGGGUUUCCCUAGCCUUGAAAAUUUAAAAGUAGAGUUUGGUGCUGACCCAUUGAAUCUCGGAUCUCGUGAGAAGCGCUUGAUGCGCAGAAUGGUCAACAAGUUUGUGGAGCUCAAUGGUUACAUGAAUUUUAAUGAAGUGACUACAUUUUUGAGCCGUUUUAAUGUGUAUCCCGCAUAUAUUUCUGGAUUGUUUGGAAUGGCCUGUGGUUCUGAUGCAUUGGAAUGUUAUACAGAUAUUAUAAAUCAUCCCUAUGCAACGCUUCGUGAAUUGCACGCAUGCGAGGCAAACGACAAGAGUAUCAAUGAGGAACCCAUUUCAUCAACACUUAUGGCCAUUUGUUUCUAUGAAGCCAUGUUUGAACGCAUUUUGGAUCUCAAUACAGUAACACACUUGACUCUUUGCUGCCGAUUUGGUUACUGGAUGUCAUCCUUGUGGCUCCACCAAGUGGUGUUUGAGCGCCCAGAGAAGAUGCAACACAUUACGUUUGAGUAUGAGCCCAAGAAUGGAGACUGGGGAAAUUCACAUGGAAUUUUAAUCCCAUAUACAUCCCAAAUAAAGUGGAAUGAAAAAUUUAUGCGGGCUGAAUACAAUAACUGA
Magnusiomyces paraingens is the source of this 2202-nucleotide messenger RNA. RefSeq lists its product as uncharacterized. The coding region runs from base 1 to 2202 and encodes 733 amino acids. Lineage: Eukaryota; Fungi; Ascomycota; Dipodascomycetes; Dipodascales; Dipodascaceae. The transcript has a single exon. The record is from RefSeq and is a predicted model, not a curated record.